GUUGAAAUUCCGACUGAUGAUGGCUAAAACUCGUGGGGCAAAGAGAAGAAUUCCGGUUCGGCGGUCACGGCGACUGAGUCAAGCAGUAGCCGCGGAAAAUGCCGGACCAAAUCCUACAGAAGCUGAGCCGAUUCAAAUCCCUUCUGGAGAUGAGGCGGAGGUUGUUCGUCAAUCCAGAUCAAAUCGCAAGAAGCGGAAGAAGGACGACGAUGUAGACAUUGAGGAAGAUCGUGAGGCUGUUAGUGGCGAUGAUUGCGAGGUCGUUGGGGAUGAAGACUGUGAUGAGGUUUGCUAUGCUGGCGAAAGAGUCGAGAACAACGAAGAAGUUGUUGAAGGAGGACAAUUGGACAUGGAAUGUGUUCCACAAGAAAAGGAAGGAGGUGGUGUCGAGGCAACAGAAAAGGAAGGAGGUGGUGUUGAGGCAGAAGUAAAUGAUGGAGGUGGUGUCGAGGCAGAAGUUAAUGAUGGAGCUGGUCUCGAAGAAGAAGACAACAAUGGUGGUCUAGGUGUGAAAGAAGAAGAUUGCGAAGAUUUUGAAGCUGAAUUUGGAGCAGAGGUGAGAGAAGAGGAAGAGGCAAACGAAAGCGAUGGUGAUAGUGGUGACGAUAUCUGGGAUGACGAGAGGAUUCCAGAUCCACUGUCACACAGUGAUGAUGAAGAAAUUAUUGAAGAAGAAAGUGAUGCUCCUCAAUCUGAUGAUCAUGAAGAGCUUUUGAGGCUGGGGAAAACAUUCAACAACCCAGACGACUUCAAAAUUGCUGUGUUGAGGUAUUCUCUAGAGACGAGAUGCUAUUGUUCCUAUGAUAAGAAGAAACAGAAGAUGCAAGUGAAGAUAUACAAAGAUAAGCAUUCGUGUGUUAGGUCGGGUUACUCAAAGAUGCUGAAGCAAGGAACAAUAGCUUGGUUGUAUAGAGAAAGGCUGAGAAAGAAUCCGAAAAUAACCAAACAAGAGAUGGUGGAUGAGAUCAAGAGAGAGUACAAACUCACUGUAACAGAAGAUCAAUGUUCAAAGGCGAAGACAUUAGUUAUGAGAGAAAGAAAAGCGACUCAUCAAGAGCACUUUUCACGGAUUUGGGAUUAUCAAGCUGAGAUCUUCCGCAGUAAUGCAGGGACAAUCUUUGAGAUCGAGACAAUCCCAGGGCCAACCAUUGGAAGCUUACAAAGGUUUUCUCGGCUUUUCAUUUGUUUUAAGUCACAAAAAGACUUUUGGAAGAGAACAUGUAGGCCUAUCAUAGGUAUAGAUGGUGCAUUCCUUAAAUGGCACAUAAAGGGACAUUUAUUGGCUACGACUGGAAGAGAUAAAGAUAAUAGAAUUGUACCAAUUGCAUGGGCACUUGUAGAGAUAGAGAAUGAUGAUAAUUGGGAUUGGUUUGUAAGACUUCUCUCUAGAACUUUGGAACUUCAAGAUGGAAGAAAUGUGGCCAUCAUAUCAGACAAACAAUCGGCGGACAGUCAAAGAGAAAGGCUGAGAAAGAAUCCGAAAAUAACCAAACAAGAGAUGGUGGAUGAGAUCAAGAGAGAGUACAAACUCACUGUAACAGAAGAUCAAUGUUCAAAGGCGAAGACAUUAGUUAUGAGAGAAAGAAAAGCGACUCAUCAAGAGCACUUUUCACGGAUUUGGGAUUAUCAAGCUGAGAUCUUCCGCAGUAAUGCAGGGAUAAUCUUUGAGAUCGAGAUAAUCCCAGGGCCAACCAUUGGAAGCUUACAAAGGUUUUCUCGGCUUUUCAUUUGUUUUAAGUCACAAAAAGACUCUUGGAAGAGAACAUGUAGGCCUAUCAUAGGUAUAGAUGGUGCAUUCCUUAAAUGGCACAUAAAGGGACAUUUAUUGGCUACGACUGGAAGAGAUAGAGAUAAUAGAAUUGUACCAAUUGCAUGGGCAGUUGUAGAGAUAGAGAAUGAUGAUAAUUGGGAUUGGUUUGUAAGGCUUCUCUCUAGAACUUUGGAACUUCAAGAUGGAAGAAAUGUGGCCAUCAUAUCAGACAAACAAUCGGGUUUAGUUAAAGCAAUUCAUUCUGUCAUACCACAAGCUGAGCAUAGGCAAUGUGCUAGGCACAUCAUGGAGAACUGGAAGAGAAAUAGCCAUGACAUGGAGCUACAACGACUCUUCUGGAAGAUUGCUAGGAGUUACACUAAUGGAGAAUUUCAAGCUCAUAUGCUAGGGUUGCAGAGUUACAAUCCAAGUGCUUAUGAGUAUUUACUAAAGACUAAUCCCCUCACAUGGUCUAGAGCUUUCUUCCGGAUUGGAAGCUGCUGCAAUGACAACCUAAACAACCUCAGUGAGUCAUUCAAUAAAACAAUCAGACAAGCAAGGAGGAAACCACUGCUAGAUAUGUUGGAAGACAUUAGGAGGCAGUGUAUGGUGCGUAAUGCGAAGAGAUAUGUGAUUGCUGACAGACUGAAGAGUAGAUUCACUAAGCGAGCCCACAUGGAGAUAGAGAAGAUGAUUGCUGGGUCUGUUGUUUGUGAAAGAUGGAUGGCAAGGCACAAUAAACACGAGAUGACAGGUAUACCGUGUAUUCAUGCUGCAACUGUCAUAAUAGGAACAAGGCAGAAAGUGGAGGACUAUGUCAGCGACUGGUACACAGCAAUCAACAGACUAGGAGUGUUACCACCUCCAUGGAGAAGAGGCAAUCCUGGAAGACCAAAGAAUCAUGAUAGGAGGAAAAGCCUUUUCGAGACUGCAACUGCCUCUAGCUCUAGUAACACCGAGUUAUCACGCAUCCACCGAGUCAUGAAAUGUUCAAACUGUCAAGAAGAAGGACACAACAAGCAAGGAUGUAAGAACCAGACAGUUGCACCUCCACCAAGAAGACCGAGGGGUCGCCCUAGAAAAGAUCAGGAUUGGGAUGAUUAUGAUACUUUGUUUUACAAUGCUUGGUUGGGAGUGGUUCUUAAGCCUACUAGAGUAGCGGAUAUGGAUUUGAUGAGAAGGAUGGGAAUUGAGACCACGGUUUUAGGGAUGUUAGAGGCUAUCGGUUUAGGAACAAUUUGCACUAAGCAGUAUGACAUGUUCCCGGAGUUGGUUAGGCAGUUUAUUGCCACUGUUAGAGUUGGGUAUGAGAAAGAGAAUGAGAAAAAUGCUAGAGACGGUUUUCUGAGUUUCUUCAUUAGAGGCGUGCGCUACAGUUUGCCUUUGAGUGAGUUGGCAGAGAUUUAUGGUUUUGAUGGUGAGGUCCCACGUGUGGCUCUUCCUGAUCGUUUUGAUGGUAUUAAGAACUUUUGGUCUUAUAUCGGGAAUGGAGAAUAUGACUCCAAGAAAUCAGCGCAGACAGAUAUCAGGCAUCCAGCAUUGAGAUAUGUUGUUCGACUUCUUGGGCACACCCUGUUGUGCAAGAUGGAGCCUGGUAAGAUGAGACGUACUGAGGUGAUAUUCCUCAACUAUGUUGUUGGUGAUUCUUGCAUUUCAGGUCGCCUUCUUACGGGCGACCCUAUUCAGCUCGCCUUCUUACCCGACGCCUCUCUUCUCCAUGUGCCACCACCCACCCGUCGUCGCAGAGCAGCUACCAGAGCCGUCUCUACACCUGUUGAGGAUGCACCGAUCUAUGGCCCUGCUGGGGGUCUUCAUCACAGCUCCUCUUCUUCCACCUCCCAGUGCGAGCUUCCCGACACUCCACCAAUCCCAAUGGAGACAGGGGUCUUUCAGCAAUACAUGGUUGACAGUUUGAAGAGCGUUUGGAAUCCUAUUGCCACUCUUUCUCGCUGCAGAUGCGUUCGUCCCGAUCGUCGUCGUCAGCGUUCACCCACACCACCGCAGGGAGCUGAUACCGAGCACGAGGACUAGCUAUCCUCCUUAUCCUUUGCUGUCUUAUCUUUGCUUUUCUUUUGUUUUUCAGACAUUUUCUUUGCUUCGGAUGUUGUACUUUCUUUGAUUUGGGACUUGUUGAACUCGAUUGUUAUUGUCUA
This is a messenger RNA of Arabidopsis arenosa, 3903 nucleotides long. Lineage: Eukaryota; Viridiplantae; Streptophyta; Magnoliopsida; Brassicales; Brassicaceae. The record is from the annotation of a GenBank genome assembly.